This is a messenger RNA of Juglans regia (Persian walnut), 2491 nucleotides long. RefSeq lists its product as uncharacterized. The coding region runs from base 471 to 1913 and encodes 480 amino acids. NCBI's taxonomy places the organism in Eukaryota, Viridiplantae, Streptophyta, Magnoliopsida, Fagales, Juglandaceae. The record is from RefSeq and is a predicted model, not a curated record. The transcript is spliced from 6 exons.
ACAGAAUCAGAAUAAAAAAAGUUCUAACAAGCGCAUAGAAAGAAGAACACUGUGUAGUGUGUAUACCGUCAUUAAGCAUGGAUGCAAGAAGAGGGACAGAAGUCCUGGACACCUGGGAUGCAACACAGUGAGAGCCUCUACUGUAAUAAUUAGAAGCUUCCGAAGAGAAGAACAGAAAAACUGAGUUGUUUAUUUUAACAAGAAUGCAUUUUUCUGAAUCAGGAUUCAGUACUCAAAAGUACUGCUUUUUCCUCCUCCCAAAGUUCCCUUUAUGGAGGAGCACUCUUUCGUCCCCUUCCUUAUCUACUUCACCGAGAGCAGGUUGGCUGGCUGAUCGCAUCGCAUGCUUACAAAAUAGACUUGUUCUUUCGUAGAUUGGUGCAGACAGGCAAACCACCCUCCUAACAUACACGAGACUCCUCAGGCGAUUCCUUGGCCCCCUUACCAGUGAUCCCUCUAACCUCAAUCCCAUGACCAUGAAUCUCACAAGCCCCAAACACUUCCAAGCUCAAUCUGUAUUUGCAUCUAAUGGGGAAUCUGCUUUUCAAGGCAGCACAACCUUCUUCGGGAAAAGCAAAGAUAAUCCCUUUGUAGACACCUUCCCCGACCCACUUUUGAAGCUUAAUCUCAAAGAGACCUCUGAUUUUGUCAAGUCAUUUCCAAUGGCAAACAACAUCACGGAAGAUGGAGGGCUUCUUGAGGUUUCAGCUCAGAGGAAGAGAGAGGGAGUAAGCUCGGUCACUCAGAGGAGAGUGGAGGCUCCUUCGACUCCUGGUAGACCUGUUUUCAGCUUCAGUAUCGGUGAUCAUUUAAGAAAAAACUUCCCUUCAAAGUGGGACAACGCAGAGAAAUGGCUGGUGAGCAGCUCUUGCCAUGACUCUCCUGCCCACUCCAUAAAGCCACCGGAGUCCUCGAAGAUCUGCAGACAGUCUGAUAGGUUUAGGCAACAAGUAGAGGUCUUUGCGGAGAAAUCAAAGGUCAUAGAGGAAAAGGUCUCAAAAGUAGUUUCAAGCUUUCAAGUUUCUACAUCUUUGGACCAUCAUUACUCGGUCAGAGCUCUCAAUGAGGUCUCAGCUUCAACGGAUGUAGUACUAAAAGAUAAGUACACGGACGACAUAGAAACCAUUUUUCCCAAUUUCAGAUACUCAGAGCCCACUGAAGAAGAAUUCUUGUUCAAAAACAAAUUGGCUGGAAGCAUGAAAGAUGCCUGCACAGACGGGGUUUAUGAGGUGCAUCACCGAGAUGCUGGGACGGAGAUGACUCCACUCGGCAGUUCUACUACUUCUAGGUGCCACACGCCAUUCAAGAGCCCAUCCCCUGCCCACCAUAACACGCCUGCAAAUAGGUCAGGGCCAUUGGCCUUGGCGAACUCUGGCAGCGCCGACAGCACCAUUGACGUUGCACAGCUGCAAGAGUGCCAUUUAGCCAAACUACAACUUGGGGCGCAAUACGACUCCGUCGCGUCGAAUUGGAGCUCAAGGGAAGAGGAGGAAGAAGAAGUGUCAAAAAGCCUCAGACAUUUCGAUACAGAAAACAUGAGCAGGAAAAGUGUUUCAGACUCCAGAGCUGCCGCGUGGAAAGAAGAGGAAAAGACCAAGUGCUGCCUCAGGUAUCAAAGAGAAGCAGCAAAAAUUCAAGCUUGGGUGAACCUUCAAAAUGCAAAAGCAGAAGCUCAAUCAAGAAAGCUUGAGGUGAAAAUACAAAGGAUGACAUCAAACUUGGAAGAGAAGUUGAAGAAGAGAAUGGCAGUUGUUCAUAGAAAAGCUGAAGAAUUGAGAUCUGCAGCCCAGCAGCAACACUCGGAGCACAUGCAGAAAGCCAGUGAACAAGCAUGUAAGAUGAUGAACCGGCAUAACUCCCAUUUUCCUGGCCACAACUCCUGUGGUUGCUUUCCUUGCAAUAACUACCAUUGAGCAUUAAACAAAAGACAAAUUCCCCAUUGUGCAGUGUGCAUUUCAAGUCUUUUAAUGAAGAGAAGACUACUGGUUGAGUAAAAUUGAUGUUCCUUUUUUUCUUUUUCCUUUUCUUUUUCUGUUUUUGGGAGGGAGGUUGUUUGAAGAUUAGCCCACCUAUCAAUCCUCUCAUAAAAAAUAAUUAUAAAAAAACGCUUUACAAACCUUUAGCUCUAGAUUUAAUGGCUUUCCAAUGUCUAAUUCUCAAUCCAGCCCGGAAAUUAAAACCAAUAUUCCAUAUACAUUGGGACCAGGAUGCAAUCAAGUCGAAAAAACACAAAAAGCACGAGAGAGAGAGAGAGAGAUAAUAAAUGAGUAAAGAAGCCGCAGACCAAACACGCACAGGAAGUAUGUAAAGCAGACCAGAGCUCCCCAGAAGUUGCAAUUCUUUCUUUGGGGUCCAUCUUUUGCUUGUUUCAUCCACCACCGUCUCAGACAAUUAAAUCUACUAUUUUGGCGUUUCUUUCCGCCUCUCUUUCCGUAAAGAAAAUUGACAUGAGAAGCUUGCAAAGAAAACAGCGGUGUCACUUGUUCAUGUU